UGUGAUUGUGACAGUGCGCCUUAUCAUUUAUUGAUAAAGGUAUCUAUCUGGAUUCUUGAUUCUUGAAUUAUUCUUCAUAUCUUUCCACGGCCAUAGAUAGUGCCUAGUAUCUUAAAUCGUGUUUGAUUCAUAAUCGUGUUCCACAAUUCACAUCCACUUCUACAUCAUAUGAAUUUAAAUCUUGCUACGUACCCACUACCUACUUUCACUUACCUACGCAUUAAGCAAUAAUUAUAGUAAAUACACAAUUGAAAUACGUUCUGCAAUAUUUUUUUUUUGCUUUUUUUAUUCCUAUCUAUUGCUACUUUUGUUGGCACUUUUUUUAACAUUCAGCACAAAUCCAAAUAACAAAACAUCUUUAAUGAUAUAAGCUUCAAACUAGAAUUCAAACUAGAACAGCUAAAUCAUUCGCAGUGUGAAUUAGCGGCGAGCCAGUAAGUACCUAUAAUCCAAAAACAUUAAGGAGAACAUAAUUCAUUAUGGAACCAUUAAGUCCAUCAAUUAAUAAUUCUGCAAUAAAUUCCAAGUAUGAUUAUAUAUUAAACAGUUCGAGAGUGUUGACAAUUCCACUUGUUAGAUCCGAUGAUCCAGUAGUUAAUAGACCUAUUAAACAAGAAUGUAUUGUAAAGACAGAGUAUAAUGACGAUCAAGUAUUUAAUAAAAUUAUUAAACAGGAAACUAUUGGUGUUACAGACCAUAAUAAUGAUCAGUUAGUCACAGGAUCUAUAUGUAAAACUGAAGAAGAAGUAAACGACAUUUUACCCAAAAUAAAAAUUGAAAAAGAUAUAAUUGAGAGUUUUGAAUUUGAAGGAACAGUGCUCAACGAAAGUCACCCUUCGGAACUCAUUAUUUGUAUGGAUUUGAACAAGAAAUCUAACUUAAUGGAAAAGCCUUUAACAUUCAAUGCGUGUAAUAUUAAAGUUUCAAAAUUGAGAAAAUUGCCAGUUAAUAAGAAAUUUCAAACUGGAGGUAAACACCACAUAUGCAUUAUCUGUGAUAAAUUAUUUAAGACAAAAUCACAUUUGACUAGACACGUAAAGAUUCAUACCAGUAAUAAAAAAGAGCUAUUCAUUUGUGGCAUUUGUAAUAAAUCAUGUCGUAAUAGAUCAUAUUUGAAAAAACACAUACUGUUUCAUAAUGAUCCUAAGCCGUAUAAAUGUGAUAUCUGUGAUAAAAAGUUUUCUUUUAAAUCAUCCUUAACAGAGCAUACAAGAACACAUACUGGAGAAAGGCCUUAUCAAUGUAGUUACUGUGAUAAAAGGUUUGCUACCUCGAAUUCUUUACAAUAUCAUAGAAGAACACAUACUGGGGAAAAACCAUAUCAAUGUGAUUACUGCGAUAAAAGGUUUACUUCAUCGUCAACUUUAUCAUGGCAUAAGAGAAUACAUACUGGAGUAAAGCACUAUAGUUGUGCUACAUGUCGUAAUUCGUAUUCCACAAAAGUCAGAUUAAAAACCCAUAUUAUGAAAUAUCAUACUGGUGAAUUAAUGCAAUAUAAAUGUGAUAUCUGUGAUAAGAGUUUUUAUCGAGAAUAUCAGUUAAAAAGCCACACUAAUAUACAUACAGGUAUAAAGCCAUAUAAAUGUGGUAUCUGUGCUAAAGGAUUUUUUCAUUCAGCAAAUUUAACAGUGCAUUCAUUUAUACACACAGGGGAAAAACGAUAUAUGUGUGGUACUUGUGAUAAAGGAUAUUAUCAAAAAUCAGAAUUAAAAAAACAUAUAAGGACACAUACAGAUGACAGACCAUAUAAAUGUGAUAUCUGUGAUAAACGGUUUUUUAUUGAAGACCAUUUAAUAAAGCAUACUAGAACACAUACUGGUGAAAAGCCAUAUAGAUGUGAUAUCUGUGAUAAAGGUUUUACUCAACAAGGAGCUUUAAAUUAUCACAAAAUUACACAUACUCAAGAAAAGUCAUUUCAAUGUGAUAUCUGUGAUAAAAGGUUUGCUAGAAAAGAUGGUUUAAGAAGGCAUUCAGUGACACAUACUGGCAAAAAGCCAUAUAAAUGUGAUUUCUGUGGUAAAGAGUUUUCUCUUUCACAAUAUUUAAAAGAUCAUACAAGGAUACAUACAGGAGAAAAACCAUAUGAAUGUGGUGUCUGUGCUAAAAGAUUUUAUGCAUUAUCAAAUUUAAUAUCGCAUAGACGGAUACACAGAAAAAAAACGAUGAAAAUGUGAUAUCUGUGAUGAAGAAUGCUGUCCCUUCAUUCGCUGAAUAUCAUACUAAAAAUAUAUACGUUUAGUAGUUCAUGAUUAGUCAAAGGUAGACAUUCUGCUUAUGACACUGCAAGUCGCAAACGCUAAAAAAAAGACAAAAAUACGAAGCAUUGUGGAAAUUAUUAUAAACUUCUCUUAAUUGUUGUAUAAUUCUAUUUUUUUUAAAUCGAAAUAUGUAUUUUAAUAUUAUAGGCAUAUCUGCAUAUUAAAGAAUAUUAAUUUUAUAAGCA
Acyrthosiphon pisum (pea aphid) is the source of this 2443-nucleotide messenger RNA. Its product is annotated as zinc finger protein 2-like. Gene Ontology annotation, molecular function: sequence-specific DNA binding; DNA-binding transcription factor activity, RNA polymerase II-specific. The transcript has 4 exons. Gene Ontology annotation, cellular component: nucleus. The coding region runs from base 480 to 2174 and encodes 564 amino acids. The record is from RefSeq and is a predicted model, not a curated record. Gene Ontology annotation, biological process: regulation of transcription by RNA polymerase II. Lineage: Eukaryota; Metazoa; Arthropoda; Insecta; Hemiptera; Aphididae.